GCGCAGAUGGGUUGUACAAGGUACCUAUCUAUGCAAUUCGUAACGCCGCUCUCAUGUAUUCCGUUCUUCGAGGUGCACACCCAUAGCCUCUCGACUCUCGAUUCACCGGUGGAAUUAGUGAGGAAGUGACUCGCGGACAUCUUCACGAGGUCUUUUCGGUAUUGCGGCAGUAUGUCUCCGAGUCAGCUUGAGGCCGGUGAUCAACGGACAGUUCUCUCGUUCCACGACAGUCUUUUACGGACUUCGGAUUUGGCGACUCUCGACAACGGGAACUGGCUCAACGAUCAAAUAAUCUCGUUCUACCUCGAGUAUCUCGAAAACAAUGUCUACCACCGAUUUCGGGACGAGAUACAAUUUCUACCGGCAGGAGUGGUCCAGUGGAUGAAGAGCCUCGCGCCGGAUGAGCUCCAUCAAAGCUUCGGAAACAUUUCAGAGCAACGACUCGUCUUCAUACCACUGAAUAAUUGUGAAAUAUCCCACGGAGGCGGAUCGCAUUGGUCACUCAUCAUUUAUUUCGAUAAGAGGUUUCUUCACCUAGACUCGUCACCCCCGAUGAACAAAGCGAAUGCCCGAAGCUUCUGCAAAAAACUAUCUCCUUGCUUUUCCAAAGAUCCAAUUCCCAUCGACGAAGUGAACUGCCCAUCACAAACGAAUUCUAGUGAUUGCGGCGUCUACGUACUGGAAUUUACCGAAAUAGCGUGCAAAGCGUACGCGAGGGAUAAAAGGCUGUCCGUUGAUGUCUUUGCGCAAGUCACACCCGCGCGUAUUCGUGAGAAAAGAAGAUCAAUCAUCCGGAUCAUUGGGGAAUUGCACGACAGACCCGACUAUACCCACAUUGACGUGGGACUCUGAUCCGCGGUCCGUGAUUUUUCCUACCUGUUGUUUCCUGUCACUCGGAAUCUGCGGCAAGUCAAAUAAAUUUCGUUGCAUUACUCU
Galendromus occidentalis (western predatory mite) is the source of this 936-nucleotide messenger RNA. RefSeq names its product SUMO peptidase family member deneddylase 1. Bases 172 to 852 code for a protein of 226 amino acids. The transcript has a single exon. Gene Ontology annotation, molecular function: deNEDDylase activity; cysteine-type peptidase activity. NCBI's taxonomy places the organism in Eukaryota, Metazoa, Arthropoda, Arachnida, Mesostigmata, Phytoseiidae. Gene Ontology annotation, biological process: protein deneddylation; proteolysis. The record is from RefSeq and is a predicted model, not a curated record.